This is a messenger RNA of Diaporthe citri, 1536 nucleotides long. RefSeq lists its product as uncharacterized. The transcript has 4 exons. The record is from RefSeq and is a predicted model, not a curated record. The coding region runs from base 1 to 1536 and encodes 511 amino acids. NCBI's taxonomy places the organism in Eukaryota, Fungi, Ascomycota, Sordariomycetes, Diaporthales, Diaporthaceae.
AUGGGGCUGUCAGCACUGGAACGGUACAACUCAUUGAUUCGUCCCGAGAUCGAAGGUAUCCUGAACAACAUCGAAUUACCAGAGGGCGAGAAGUUGAUAGUAAAACUAUACAUGAUGGGGAGGAGUGAGCAGAGAGUCAAACCAAUCGUUAUGAUUUGCUGCCCCGACAAGUUAACGCGCAAGAAAGCCAAAGACUUGAUCCGAGAGAGUGAGCUUCUUGAGCGGCAGGAAAACUCUGGGUUCGGACUGGGCUCAACCGCAUUCCCUUUUGAGACCAGUUUUGUACCCCAACCUCUGGGCAAGGGCAUAUACUUGGAUAUCAACCCAUGUACGGAAAGUUCGUUGAAAGUCGACGUAUAUGGCUUGACCGAGCCGGGAAUUGGAAGGAAACUCGGGUUCGUUGCCUCAGGCCAAAGUGGCUGGACCGUACAGUAUGCUACGGGUGGGCCGAUCGUGCGCCUCGGCGGCCAUCUUUACCAAUUGACGGUUGCCCAUGCUACCAAGCCCAUUGCUGGUACAAAAGCUCCACAAGAGGAGGACUGGGACGCAGAUGAGUGUGAGUUUGAUGGACAAUCCGACGAGGAGGAUGACGAACACAUCAUUCUCAGCAGAGGCAGUCUCAGCCCUCGAGGCCUCGUGAGAGACACCUGGACGGAUCCCGACUCAGACCAGCAACAGUCCCAACAGUCUUCGGUCUAUUCGGACUCAUACCCCGAGACACCAGACACGCGACUUUUCGAAACUCAGAGAUUCACCUCACCAAUGAUGUCUCCCAGCCCAGUGCACACAGUUCAGGAGCAUGACGAAUGGAAGUCGUCCACUCUCCUGGGCUCAUUCCCGAUGCCAGACGGUUAUGGCGGGGAGCUAGACUACCUCUUGAUCAAACUACCAGCAGAGACAUCUGAUCUAGUGAAGGCGCUCAAUGAGGUAACGUUGGACGAGCCAUUCAGAUCACGGGGCGUCCAAGUCCACGACAUUGCGAGCUCCAAGAAUGAAAAUGUCAGCAUAUUGGCGAUUACCUCCCGGGGGCCCAUCCCUGGAAACAUGUUAUUGGAUGCAGUCUCGCUCAAGAUCCGCAGGUCGUGUGCCUUUCAGCAGUUGCUUACUGUGUUGCUCUCAAAGCCAUUGAGGCAAGGAGACUCUGGCUCGGCCGUAAUCGACGCCCAAACAGGGCACUUCUACGGUUAUGUGCUGGCGGAGGCCCGGAGGGAGGUGGAAAGACUGGCCACCGAAUUGCGAGACAGGCGCUCGGAGGCCGAAGGCAGCCGCCAAGCGACCUUGCUUGAUCCUGCACUGGUGCGAGGUAUGCAAGCCGCGGCCUCGGGCCGGAGGUUCCAGGACGAGCUGAAUGCCCUCGAACGGUGGUUCUAUGUCGUGGACGCGGGGCAGCAAGGCGUGGCAUUGCACACCAUGCUCCAGAACGCCAACCCGGCACAUAUCGACUAUGUCAGUCAUGUUUUGCGCUCCUCCCUAGCGGGUGAGCCAGGCCCAUACCAGGAUGAACAGCAAACUGUGGACAUGAACGAUGUCGAAUGA